Molecule: messenger RNA, 2176 nt
Organism: Sitophilus oryzae (rice weevil)
Lineage: Eukaryota; Metazoa; Arthropoda; Insecta; Coleoptera; Curculionidae
Product: N-acetylneuraminate lyase-like
Exons: 7
Coding region: 333-1238 (301 amino acids)
Biological process (GO): N-acetylneuraminate catabolic process
Molecular function (GO): N-acetylneuraminate lyase activity; 4-hydroxy-tetrahydrodipicolinate synthase activity
Source: RefSeq, a predicted model, not a curated record
UGCUGGACUUCUGUAAAAUUUAACUUAUCCAUCAUUACUUAUGGGGGGUAUCCCUCUACGAUUUCUUUAAAGCAGGUAAAAGAAUACUUUGCAGAUGCGUAUUUUAUUUUCAUAUUUUUAAGACACGCUACUACUUCACGUUGCCGCUAAAGGUUACCAAUUCAUUCAGAGAAAUCAGAUUUCACUUUUACCUUUUGUAAAUUAUUUGAAGGCUGAAUUUAAUUUAUGUGAAAAGAGUGUUGUUUUUAAUCCGCAACCGCGACAAAUCAAAUUAGUUUUUUUAAUGACCGUUUAUGAUUUGUGCAGUGAAUUGAUGGAAAAACGCUUACAAAAUGCUGCUUAAUUUUACUUUUAUCGGGAUUAUGGCUCCCGUUUUUACGAUAUUCAACCCAGAUUUUUCGAUAAAUGUAGAAAAGGUUCCUAGCUAUGCUAAUUUCUUAUCAGACUCGGGUAUACAUGGGGUCUUAAUUGGUGCUACCAGUGGUGAAGGCACAUCUUUAUCAGUCAAAGAGCGAAAAAACUUGACAGAAGCCUGGGCUCAGGCGGUUAAGUCGACUCAUCAACAUCUGAUGGUUCAGGUUGGGGGUGCACCAUUUCCAGAUGUCUUGGAAUUAGCUAGACAUGCUGAAAUCGCCGGUGCUGAUUCAAUCCUCACCAUGCCGGAACUGUAUUUCAAGCCGAAGAAGCCACAAGAACUGAUAAGCUAUCUUAGGUUUAUUAGUGCAGCUGCACCUAAUACUCCUUUGCUGUAUUAUCAUAAUCCAGGACAUACAUCAGUAAACAUUGAUAUGGCUGAUUUCCUUGAACAAGCAGCUAGUCAAGUACCAAACCUCAAAGGUAUCAAAUAUACUUCAAAUGAUCUAGCUGGAGGUUAUGCGGCUCUAAAAGCAGCUCAUGGGCGAUAUAGGGUAUUUAUUGGGGGAGAUUAUCUAAUAGAACCCGCAUUUGCAUUAGGAUUUGAUUCGGCUAUUGCAACAUCGAUGAACGUUUUUCCGAAAUAUUCUAUUGGCAUGUUGGAAGCUAUAAAGGAGUCGAAUUUGGAAAAAGCCAAAUCUUUACAACAAAAUUUAACAAGGGCCAUGAAUAUUGUGACAAGAUAUGGUUCGAAAGUGUCUGGAAUGAAACUAGCGAUGAACCUUUUCACUCCAAUAAAUGUUGGAUUAGCUCGACCACCACUUCAGAAUGUGAAUCCAGCAAGAAUUGAAGAAAUCAAACAUAGUUUAGAACAGUUCUUUUAGUAUAAGUUAUUAAAUAUAUAGAAAUAGGAAAAGCAAUUGGACUGUUAGUAAAUUUUAGACUGUUAGUGAUAAAAGGGCUUAAAAUAAAUGAUCUUGUAAAUUGUCAUAAAGUUUAUUAAAAUUAUAAAAAUCAUCUAUUUUUAAAAUGUAAUUUAUUUACAUAGCAUGUAAUAUAAAAAAAUAACUAAAAGAGCAAUAUGUCAAUAACAGUUUCUAUUCAUAUUAUACAAAGUGUAUAAAAAUCUAAAAGUUAUUAAAAUCAAUUUAAUAAGUCAGGCAUGUGUAAUAUAAACUGUCUGAAGAAACUGAACUUAAUUUUUUGUUGCCAAAAAAGUUUCUUAAUAUGCUGUCCUUAUAAAAUAAAACCAUUUAUUAUAUAGUAUUGAUUGUGAUUUGCUACAAUACGUUUAAAAUAUAUGUUCUGUUAUUUACACAAGUACCAAUUAAAACAAAAAAUACAAAUGAAAUAGUUUAAAAACUGAUUUCAAAUGAUCACAUUGGCCUCUUUUGGACCUUGAGGCCUAAGAACAAUGUGCACACAUAAAUAUCCUAUAUAAAUUACCUAAAUAUAGCGGUAAAAAAACUAAUUACCUCAAUCACAAGUUUUUUUUUUCAAAGAAACAUAGGUAUUACCUCUUUGUGUUCAACAAAACUAUAAAAGGUAAAAAAAAACAUUAAUUUUAAAAUUUAGAAUUAUGCCAUAGUGGAGGGUAGAGUGUUUAAAAUUAUAAAUCGACAGUUAACUAUUCUAUAAAUAUCAGUUAUCCAAAUGUGUCACUGGUAGGAUAAUUACUUACAUUAAAGAUUUUUUUAUUAAAAAUAUUUUCACAAGUUUUUAAACUGAUCCCCUUAAACCCUCAAUUACAAAAGUAAACAAAAAAAACAUAAUGUACCCUAGAACUCCAAAACAUUCACUCUAGACUACAUUGACUACAUUA